AUGUCGCGCAAGCUUUGCAUCACGGCUGUCGAUGGCCAGACAGGUUUUUUGAUUGCGGAGCUUAUACUCAAGCACCGAGAGUUCUCCCGUAAGGUUGACUCGGUGGUCGGUCUUGCCCUUCAACCUCAGUCACAGCGCGCCCAAGAGCUUCGAACCCUUGGGGCAAAGAUUGUUCCCCAUGUGCCUGGAAGGGAGCGUGCCAUGGUCAAAGCACUAAAGGACACCGAGUGCGAUACUAUCUGCCUGGUCCCUCCUGCACACCAGGAUAAAUAUGACAUUACUGUGGAACUAGUGAAUGCCGCCAAGAAGGCCAACAUCCCGAACGUUUUGUUGAUCAGUUCUGUGGGAUGCGACUAUGCGGAUCCUCAGAAACAACCGCGCUUACGAGAGUUUAUCGAGCUCGAGACCCUAGUACUGUCAGCAAAGGGAGACCCCAAUGUUUCGACGGGACACUCGCCUUGUGUGAUUCGUGCUGGAUUCUAUGCUGAGAAUUUGCUUCUUUACGCUCCCCAGGCUAAAGAAGAGGGUGUCCUGCCCCUGCCUAUUGGCGAAAAUCACAAAUUUGCCCCUGUGGCUCUUGGUGAUGUUGCUCAGGUUGCGGCACACGUGUUGACAGGAAAGGGAAAGCACGGUUUCGAUGACAAGCACCGUGGUCAGAUGAUGAUUGUAACCGGGCCCCAGCUCUGCGCCGGAAAGGAACUUGCAGAGGCAGCUAGCAAAGCGAUUGGAUCGCAGAUGGAGUUUGAAAAUAUCUCCGAAGCGGAAGCAAAGAAGGUGAUCAAGGCCCAGGCCGACAUUGAUCCUUCAGAGCAACAAUAUCUGCUUGAGUACUACAGCCUUGUUCGAGAAGGAAAGACAAACUACAUUGCCACUACCGCCUUCCAUGAUGUUACUGGAGAUCAUCCAACUGAGCCAGACUCAUUCUUCAAGAUGUAUUCAGCCGAAAUGCGGCCAGCCAAGAGAGUCAAGAGGGAUUCCGCGUAA
Colletotrichum truncatum is the source of this 984-nucleotide messenger RNA. RefSeq lists its product as uncharacterized. The record is from RefSeq and is a predicted model, not a curated record. NCBI's taxonomy places the organism in Eukaryota, Fungi, Ascomycota, Sordariomycetes, Glomerellales, Glomerellaceae.